Messenger RNA from Salmo salar (Atlantic salmon), 3138 nucleotides. RefSeq names its product CCAAT/enhancer-binding protein gamma. Gene Ontology annotation, biological process: regulation of transcription by RNA polymerase II; DNA-templated transcription. The record is from RefSeq and is a predicted model, not a curated record. Gene Ontology annotation, molecular function: RNA polymerase II cis-regulatory region sequence-specific DNA binding; DNA-binding transcription factor activity, RNA polymerase II-specific. Lineage: Eukaryota; Metazoa; Chordata; Actinopteri; Salmoniformes; Salmonidae.
GGUAGAUUUCCCUACAUGGUCAAAAGGAUUUCGCAAUACUUCGAGUAGCUCUAGGUACAUGAUCUAAACAAACAAAACAGACUCCAUCAACUAACUUAUAUGGUCAACGGACAUUUACUCCUAACUUUUUAUACUUUGAUGGGCAAUUGACGACACCUAAAAAGCAGACAAGACUCCAGUAAACUCCCCAGUGUACAGGAGUGCAUCCAGACACCGCCGAGCCCAUUCAUCCAGAGUGGCACCCAACCAGCACGCCAGUCAUAGCAGACGGACAGUGAGACUAGUGGUCAGCAGAUCCGAACCAAAUGAGCGAGCGGUCGCAGCAGAAGAUAAACACGGAGCAAAACGGAGGGACUGUUAGUGUGAUCCAGAGCCAGGCUAGUGGACCACCACCAACAUCAGGACCACCAGGAGGAAGCUUACAGCAGGUACCCCAGCUAGUCCCUGUGACCCCAGCCGGAAGAGGAGGAGGCAAGGCCACCCCACCCAGUAAGAUGAAGAAGACAUCAGGGGACAAGGACAGUGACGAGUACCGUCAGAGGAGAGAGCGGAAUAAUCUGGCAGUGAAGAAGAGCAGAAUGAGAUCUAAACAGAAGGCCCAGGACACGCAGCAACGCGUCAACGAGCUGAAAGAGGAAAACGAGAGGCUGGAAGCUAAGAUCAAGCUGCUCAGCAAGGAGCUGUCUGUCCUCAAGGACCUCUUCCUGGAGCACGCUCACAACCUGGCCGACAACGUCCAAGCACCCGGUGUAGAGGGGGCCAGCCCCGCCCACAACAACAACAACAACAACAACAACAAUGGGGCGUGUAACAACAACAACAGCCAGUGAGAAGAGGGCAGGGACAUGAAAUAGGAUACCUCAUUGGUUGUGUGCUUCCCAAAUGGCACCCUAUUCCCCAUAGGGCCCUGGUCUAAAGUAGUGCACUAUAUAGGGUGCCAUAGGGCUCUGGUCUAAAGUAGUGCACUAUAUAGGGAAUAGGGUGCCAUUUUGAGUCAACAGGGUGAUGAUAGAUAGAUAGCUCGCCACUGCUUCUUAAUAAUCGUACUGGAGUUUCUUCCUCUCUCCUCCCAGAGAUGAUAUAUACUGUCAGAGAGAUUUCACUCUUGUCUUCUUUGUGUGUUCAGAUUGGUUCACAUGAUGAGAAUUAUAAUUAUUUUUUUGGGAGUUUCAGGUCAGGAAUUGUCCACUUUUUUUAAUUUAUUUUUAAUUUUUUUGACUAUUUGGAUACAUUUCUAAAAGAGACCUGUUGUGUUGAGUCACAAGAUAAACUAUUCACUAGAUGUGGAGGGGGGGAAAAGUAUAGCUUUUUUCCCUUUUGGUUUCUUGUUCCUUUUAAAGAAUCUUUGGUGAACUAGCUAACGUUCGUCUGGCAUUUAGUAUUGUCAGUACAUUCACUACGUUUCGACUUAAUCAGAAUGAUGUAUGCUUGUUUUUAUUUUGGAUGUCUGGCGGCGUCAGAUAUGCACACGUUGUACAUUUUUUUUUCUUUUAUUAUUUGUUUAAAUAUAUAUAUGUAUAUUUCUUUGUCCUAAUCGAAUGGCUUUACUUCUGCUUUGAGCUCUUUUGGGUAGAAGGGGAAUGUAAAUAUCAAGAGUUAAAUACAAAGAGUUAGGAUUGGGUCCAAAGCCUAUCCUAACUUAAGAUCAGAAACAAUUAACACAGAUUUUUUUUGUUUUUGUUUUGCGCAAGACGUGUAGUUGUCGACGUCAAAUGGGAGCUUUGCACAAUCUCGAGUUAGGUUUCAGGCCUGUGUUGAGAUAGUCAGUCCGCUGUAUUUUUUUACCCAUAGUUCCACAGGCCUCAGACCAGCCCUUUUCAGUCAGAGACCCAGAUAGACAAGAGGCGGCGUCUCAAAUAGCACGCUGUUCCCUAAACGGUGCACUAGUUUUGACCCCCUAUGUGGCGCUGGUCCAAAAAAAAAAAAAAGGUAAAAAGUAAAGUUCACAAAAUACGGAAUAGGGUGCUAUUUUGGAUGCAUAUGGGACAGAGGUGUUUUCACGUUUUAAGGAGUGGCCCCCAGCCCAGACUAUCACGCACCCUCCGUGGGAUUAAACUCCCAGACGUUUCGCAUGGCGUCACAGGCCACCGCUAAAUCAAAGUUAAGCCUUUCUCCAUAAACCCUAAAACCUGGCGAGAGAGAAAGAUGGAGAAUGGCUCAUUGUCUUGUUGUUGUUGUCUGUCUGUCUGUCUGGGCGUUGUGGAGAUGCUAAAUUAACUCCUAAUUAGCCCGGCUAGCUAGAACAGAGCGAGGCAGGUUGGCUUCCGUCUCCAGCGGUGUCAGGCUCAGUCACCGGGAUAUCACAAUGUAUACAAAGGCAGACACUGAUUUCUGUUUUUGUUGUGUAUGUUUCUGUUGUCAAACUGAGUAAUUAUCCAGCAUCGUGAGCAAUUGUUUUACCAUAGGAUUGUCAACGGCAUAUUCUGAUGUGACGAUAACGACCUGUAUUUGGCCAGAGGAGAUCAACGUUGUCUGUUGAGUAUCUGUGAUUUUUUUUUUUUUUUUAUAGGAUGCGUCCCCAACGGCACCCUAUUCCUUAUAUAGUGCACUACUUUUUUUUUUGAGUAGAGCCUUGUCAACACUAUAUAACAUCUAGGGUGUCUUUUGGAGCGCUGCUGUAGACUUCUGUACCUCAGGCUACCAGUAUUAGCCUCACCAAACAGGGCCUUUUUUUUUUUCCUUUUCUCAACAAGACCUCUGAAGCAUCUUUUAAAUUUUUUUUCUUUUUUGUAUUCUUCGUUUUUCUACAACUUGGAUUUUAAAAAUCAGCAUGAUGGAGGCGGUUUGCAUGAGGGUGGGUGGGAGCACUGUUCAAAUAUGUUAUUGUUCUGCACUACAAAAAAAAGAAACGAUAGCAAAUACGGGCAUAUUGAAACCGUUCUCUUCAUGUUGUGCAGUGUUGUUGUUGAGCAGAAGGUUACACUAAAUUGAAAAAUAAUGUCUGAAUUCAAUAGAAAAAUAUUUUCUAAAAAAAAACAAAAGAAAAAAAUGUGAGAAAUUUGAUAAAUAUUUCCAUGAAUAUUUGUUUUGGUAUGAAUGUUGCUGGGCAGCAUUUUCUCUUAGCUAGACUUGCUCUUUUUUAUAAGAUUAUAUUGGGGUAACGUGCAUUGUAAAUUAAAAUUGAGUACAAACUUUCAA